UGUCCUCUCCCAUGCAAAAACCUCCAUCACCAACCUCUUCAAACCGCCAAUCUCAUUUUCCUUUUAAAACACACACAUUCUCAUUCUCAUAACCAUCGUCAUAAACAUAGAAAACAAAAACUACUACACAAACACAAGUUCAAACAUCAACAUAGUAUCUUGUUCCGUUCUUUUUAUUUUCAACACCAAAUUCAUCAUCAACAAUGGCGUCUGAACAAGUAUCUCGCAGAGAAAACAUCACAACCGAGAGAAAGAUUCCAAACGACAAUGACAAUGUCCCGAAGCCGACAGCCCGCGUCGAGCAUCUUUCUGUGAAGGAGAAAGAACUACCACAGGGGAGUGUAGAAGCAUUACAAGGUGGUGAAAUCAACAAAGAGCGUUCAGGGAAACCAAUUGGAGAUAUUGCUGGAAGAGGAAAAGCAACACAAAGCCAUGAACUCGGACCAAACGUUCAGUCUCUCCCUGAUCGCAACGAGAUCAAGGAUCGUGCAUAUGUUCCGGUGAGUGCAAAUGUAGUAGAAAAUAGAGUAGGAGACAAUGCCACUAGAGAAAAACUCGAUAACCGUACCAGAGUGGUUACUGGAACACCACAAGUUAAGGAACAAAACAGAGCCUUGGGAAAAGGGCAAGUUGUGGCAGAGAGAGGAAGAAAAACAGAGGAUUUAGAACCAAAUGGUGAUGAGAAGUUUGGUAGAGGAAGGAUAGUCGGUGCUGAAAAUCAAGAUGCGAUAUUGGAAAAAAGUGUUGCUGAGGAAAAAGAGAGAGCAAGAGAAAGAGCAAAGGAAGCAACAAAAGAAACACUGAAUAACACAGCACGAGCAGCACAAGAGAAAGGAGCACAAGCAAUGGAGAAAGCAGCACAAGUCAAAGAUGCAACAAAAGAUACCGUUUCGAAUUCUGCAAAAACUGCUGCAGAGAAAGCAGCACAAGCCAAAGAUACUGCUGCAGAGAAAGCAGCACGGGCCAAAGAUACUGCGGCAGAGAAAGGCCAGCAAGGUUAUGAAGCAACCAAAGACACAGUUUCAAAUGCUGCAAAAACCGCUGCGGAGAAAGCAGCACAAGCCAAAGAUGCAACAAUCGAGAAAAGCCAACAAGGUUAUGAAGCAACCAGAGGCACAGUAUCAAAUGCUGCAAAAACCGCUGCGGAGAAAGCAGCACAGGCGAAAAACGCAACUCUCGAAAAGACACAACAAGGUUAUGAAGCAACGAAAGACACAGUUUCAAACGCUGCCAAAACUGCAGCAGACUAUGCUACUCCUGUUGCCGAGAAAACCAAGACAGCGGCGGAGAAAGCCAAGUGUGCGGCUGUUCAGGCAAAGGAUGUUACCGUAGAGAAAGGGAAGACUGCCGCGGAAAUGGCAGGGAAAGUGGUGUCUGCUGCGGGGUGGACAGCAACGCAUUAUGCCACACAGUUGACGGUAGAUGGAACAAAGGCUGCAGCGAAUGCUGUUGAAGGAGCGGUUGGAUAUGUUGCACCUAAGGCUUCUGAGCUUGCGGCGAAGUCGGUGGAAACUGUUAAAGGCUUGGCUGCUUCUGCUGGUGAGACUGCUAAGGAGUUUACUGCUAGGAAGAAAGAUGAAUCAUGGCGUGAAUAUGAGGGUCAAAAGGUUUCUCAACCUAAGGAAGGUGAAGAAACCUUGCCAUCAUCAGAAGGUGAAGAAACCUUGCCAUCAUCAGAAGGUACCGGCGAAAAUGUGAGCAACUAUAGAGAAAAAGUGAUUAUACAAAAAGUGAUACCAAGUGAAGAACGUAUUCAAGCAGAAGGAACUAAUCUUCAAGAGAAGGGUAGAGGAAGCAAUGUGAUACCAAACAGUGAUGAAACUGAAACUGUGGAAAAUGUUGUUGAGAAAGAACAAGGAAAAGGAAAAGGAAGGGAGAAAAUUGAGAAGAAAGCCUUAGAGAAGAAGAAUGAAGGAGGGAGUGAUGAUGUAAUAAUAGCUGCCACUGAAACCAAGUGAUGUUGGAAAUGAAAUGGUUAAAUCUGCAGAUAAUAUUAAUAAUAAAGUGAAGGAACAUGGUGAACUAUUAUGUUUAUAAAGAGUGUUUUAAGGAGUUCAGUUUGUGUAAAUUAAUGUUUUGAGUUAUUAUAAAUAAAUGUUUCUUGAAUUGCAUAA
This is a messenger RNA of Lathyrus oleraceus (garden pea), 2114 nucleotides long. RefSeq names its product seed biotin-containing protein SBP65-like. The coding region runs from base 204 to 1958 and encodes 584 amino acids. The transcript is spliced from 2 exons. Lineage: Eukaryota; Viridiplantae; Streptophyta; Magnoliopsida; Fabales; Fabaceae. Gene Ontology annotation, biological process: cold acclimation. The record is from RefSeq and is a predicted model, not a curated record. Gene Ontology annotation, cellular component: cytosol.